AUGUCUCAUCCGCUAUCUGUUGAAAUUACUAUGCCAAAUGGCAUCGAAUAUGUCCAACCAACAGGACUUUUCAUCAAUGGGGAAUUUGUCCCUUCAAUCUCUGGCAAAACUUUCCCGGUAAUCGAUCCAUCUACCGAAGAAGUGAUCACCGAAGUUUAUGAAGGGUUUGCAGAAGAUAUCGAUAUAGCCGUCAACGCUGCAGAAGAAGCAUUUGAAAAUACCGAUUGGGCCACUUGUGACCCAAUAAAGCGCACGAAACUUCUUUCCAAGUUAGCAGAUGCCAUCGAAGACAAUAUGGAGACUUUAGCAUCCAUAGAAACCAUGGAUAAUGGUAAGACCAUCAAACUAUCACGUUCAGAUAUCCAGCUAGUGGCAGAUUACAUCCGUUCUACUGCAGGAUGGUGUGACAAGAUUUAUGGCACUGUCAUCGAUACCGGAAGUUCAUAUUUCACCUAUACCAAACGUGAACCUUUAGGAGUUUGUGGACAAAUUAUUCCUUGGAACUUCCCGGCACUUAUGAUGGCUUGGAAAAUCGCCCCGGCUCUAGCUACUGGUAACACUGUGGUGAUUAAAACCGCUGAAUCAACCCCAUUAUCUGCGCUUUAUAUCGCACAACUUGCCAAAGAUGUCGGGUUCCCUCCAGGAGUAUUGAACGUGAUUUCUGGAUUUGGGCCAACUGCCGGGGCCGCUAUCACUUUACACCCAAAAAUCAGGAAAGUCGACUUCACUGGCUCCACCGCCACCGGAAGAAUUAUCAUGCGCAACGCUGCCGAAUCCAAUCUUAAAAAAGUCACCCUAGAACUUGGAGGGAAAUCGCCAAACAUUGUAUUUGAUGAUGCAGACAUUAAAAAAGCGGUGAAGAAUAUCAGUUUUGGGAUCUUUUAUAAUUCAGGAGAAGUUUGUUGUGCAGGGUCUCGAGUUUAUGUUCAAGAAGGCGUGUAUGAUGAAGUUCUUGAGGAGUUUAAAAAAGACGCGGCUGCUGUGAAAGUGGGUGAUCCAUUUGAUGAAACCGUUUUCCAAGGGGCCCAAACUUCCCAAAUGCAAGUCGAUAAGAUCUUGGAUUAUGUCAAACUUGGGCAAGCGGAAGGGGCCACCCUUGUCACUGGGGGUGAAAGAAUUGAAGGCAAAGGUUAUUUCAUUAAGCCAACGAUUUUCUCUGAUGUUGAUGAAGAGAUGAGAAUUGUCAAAGAAGAGAUAUUUGGACCGGUGGUAACGGUCACAAAAUUCAGCACGGUUGAUGAAGUUGUUGAAAUGGCUAACAAUUCGGAAUAUGGGUUGGCUGCGGGUUUACAUACCAACGAUAUCAACAAGGCGAUUGAUGUUAGCAAUAGAUUGAAAUCAGGAACCAUUUGGGUUAAUACUUAUAAUUCUCUACAAUACAACACCCCAUUUGGGGGAAUGAAACAAAGUGGGUUUGAUAAAGAUUCCGGGAAAGAGGCAUUGGAUAAUUAUACCCAAGUUAAGGCGGUCAGAAUGAAAAUUAUCCCGAGCAAUAAAUGA
This is a messenger RNA of Saccharomycopsis crataegensis, 1500 nucleotides long. Its product is annotated as aldehyde dehydrogenase family protein. Lineage: Eukaryota; Fungi; Ascomycota; Saccharomycetes; Ascoideales; Saccharomycopsidaceae. The record is from RefSeq and is a predicted model, not a curated record. Gene Ontology annotation, molecular function: aldehyde dehydrogenase (NAD+) activity. The coding region runs from base 1 to 1500 and encodes 499 amino acids. The transcript has a single exon.